CGCUAAACAGAAACCAAGAAACCACAAACAAGUGAUUUUUAGGUCUGAGUUGCCACAAGACGACUACAGAAAUCGCCUGUGGAUUUAAAAGGAAAACAAACCGAAGGCACCUGCUGCAUUUAUAGUGCUUUUUGGUUUUUCUUGCAGCACACAAAUGCCACACACUGCUAACAUACAACAGACAGGCACUGCUGGAUUUCGCCAUCUCACACAGCCCCGACCGUGAGUGAGCGAGCUGACCCCAGGACCGAAACAUAAACGCAAGCGACGCAAGAGGGGAGGGCUCCAUGCUAGGCUAACACCACCGCUGCCUAGCCUCUUGCUUGCUAACGUGCGGUGCCUGGAAGACAGCAGCGAGCUAAGAGCCAGGAUUACAACACAAUGGGGGGAAAAAAAGAGUGUCUAAUUUUCACCGAGACCUGGCUUUCAGCCAUAUUUGACUCCUCUGACAGAUAGGUAUGAUACACGUUGAAGCACUUUGAAACCGGACACCUACAAAACUUUGGUUUAGUUUCAGAGUGCUCUGUAGGUCACCUGGCAGAGAUGUAAACUAGCAAACAAAUGCUUUUGAUUAGCUAAACAAAUGAGCUUGCACACUGUCAAGCAAAUUGUCCGUACUAGGUGGUGUGGACAGCUGUGUGCGUGUUAAGCUUCUGUGUGUGUUCUUCAAAAUGUUCCUGAGGUUCCUCAGAGCAGUUAGCAAUAUUAUCCUUGUGUUUUCGAUAAACAUGCCGCCUAAAAGAGUGAUACUUGGGGAAAAGCAGACUGGCAGUUACUUACCCCACAGGUUAUGGUGAAAUGAGGUUUGUACAAAUCCAAUAUGCUGAAUCAGUUUCUUAAGUGUAAAAGUCCUCUUUGAGCAUUUUGAACACAGAUGCACAAAGUAAAUGAUGAAGGCUUCAUCCACUGAAGUGCACGAACACACCUAAGUUCCUUCAAUUUUAACAACACACAAACACCUAGAGAGGGCAAUUUUCCAGUCUUUGUCUUGUAUUUGAAUGGUUGGGUAUGGAGUUAGAGGAUUAUUCUACAUAAGAGGAAAAAAAUGUUAGCCUAUGUAGUGGGUUUGUAAAAGCCACAUAGUUAUUUUUAUGUAAACAACACUACUCUGCUUUGGACAGAUGAAUAUGUGACAGAGUAUAUUGAGAGACUUCCAGAGAUUCUGAGAAAGUUUCAUUUGCAGGUGUCACACAGACUCCUACAACCAUCAGAGGAGCCUGUUCAGUUAUUUCAUGUAGAUGAUUUUGUUCUAAUCAAAUCUCUGGAGAAAGUGUCUCUGUCUCUUAGGUGGAAAGGACCAUUGCCGGUGCAGCCCUCAAGUUUGAAGGCAAAGCAGUGUGGGUGAGUGCUGGAGAGAGGUUCUCCAGGACUUGACUAUCAUCUUUAAGGCCACCAGAGAACCAUGGUGUCAAAACAGAGAGGGGAGGAGCAUCACUGAUCACGUGAUCCAGAUAUGUGCAGGAGCAGUAAACAUUAAAGUGAAAGUAUCCAGUCACUGAGCUCUGACUCCAUUUUAACAGAGCAGAAGGAGGAAACCUGAAGGCUGAGGCAGGACCGACUGAAGUCCAGAAGAUGAGUGUUUGUGUGGAGGCAGAGGACAGACCAGAGUCUCCAGGAUCCAUCUGUCCCUCUAUGAAGAGUGACCAGUCCAAUACAUUUAUUCUGCCAGAUUUCAGUGCUGAACCUGGACCCUCAGACACAAAAAGGAAGAAGAGUUCUGGUGUCUCUGUGGACCAGCAGCUGUCCUGCUGUACUUUGUGUCAGGACGUCCUGAAGGAUCCAGUCUCUACCAGCUGUGGACACUGGUUCUGCAGACAUUGCAUCAGCUCAUAUCGGGACCAGUCUGGUUCUUCAGGAGACUCCCCCUGUCCCCAGUGUGGACAGAGACCCAGAUCAGGACCUGGACUGCAGACAGCCAAUCAGAGCAGCACUGUACAAACAGAUGGUCUGCAGGAGGUUUUAGAUGAACAUAAGAUCAGUCUGAGGAGGAGAUGUGAACGUGUGACUGAAGGAACUGAUCAAACAGGAAGUGGAACCCUCCUCAACAGGAUCUACACUGACCUCUACAUCACAGAGGGACAGAGUGAAGAGGUUAAUACCCAACAUGAGGUGAAGCAGCUUGAGACCAUUUCCAAGAUGAAGACCCUCCAUCAUGCUCCAAUCAAGUGCCACGAAAUCUUUAAAGCCUUACCUGAGCAACAGAGACGUGUCAGAGUCGUCCUGACCAAUGGCGUCGCUGGCAUUGGAAAAACCUUCUCAGUGCAGAAGUUCACUCUGGACUGGGCUGAGGGCUCGGAAAACCAAGAUGUGAGUCUGCUGGUUCUGCUUUCGUUCAGGGAGCUGAACUUGAUCAGAGAUGAGCAGUACAGUCUCCUCAGGCUGCUCCAUGUUUUCCAUCCAACAUUACAGAAGAUCACAGCAGAGAAGCUCGCUGUCUGUAAGGUCUUGUUCAUCUUUGAUGGCCUGGAUGAAAGCAGACUUUCACUGGAUUUCAACAGCAGGGAGGCCGUGUCUGACGUCACACAGAAGUCAUCAGUCAACGUGCUACUGACAAACCUCAUCCGGGGGAAUCUGCUUCCCUCGGCUCUGGUCUGGAUAACUUCCCAACCCACGGCGGCCAAUCAGAUCCCUCCUACGUGUGUGGACAGGGUAACAGAAGUGCGAGGCUUCACCGACGCCCAGAAGGAGGAGUACUUCAGGAGGAGAUCCAGUGAUGAAGAGCUGUACAACAGAAUCAUCUCACACAUCAAGAUGUCCAGGAGCCUCAGCAUCAUGUGUCAGAUCCCAGUCUUCUGCUGGAUCUCUGCUACAGUUCUGGAGCACAUGUUGACUAUAGAGCAGAGAGGAGAGCUGCCCAAGACCCUGACUGACCUGUACUCACACUUCCUGUUGGUUCAGACAAAGAGGAAGAAGCGCAAGUAUGAUGAGAGACAUGAAAUGAGUCCACUGGAGCUGACAGAGGCUGACAGACAAGUUCUUCUGAAGCUGGGGAGGCUGGCGUUUGAAAAUCUGGAGACAGGAAACAUCAUGUUUUACCAAGAAGACCUGGAGCGGUGUGGUCUUAAUGUCACAGACGCCUUGGUUUACUCAGGAGUUUGUACAGAGAUCUUGAAAAGAGAGAGUGUGAUCUUCCAGAAAACAGUCUACUGCUUUGUUCAUCUGAGCAUUCAGGAGUUUCUGGCUGCAGUCUACAUGUUCCACUGUUACACCAACAGGAAGACAGAGGUACUGCAGGGCUUCCUGGGAGAGGUCUACAAACAUGGGGACUCAAACAGAAACUUUCUUCUCAAGAUUUUAAAGUACUUAAUAAAGAUCAUUAGUAGUGACCAACCGCUUAGUGUCUUCCUGAAGAUGAUAAUGGAAAAAUCCAUGAGCAGUAAAAAUGGCCACCUGGACCUGUUUGUUCGCUUUCUUCAUGGCCUCUGCCUGGAGUCCAGUCAGAGACUCUUAGGAGGCCUACUGGGUCAGACAGAGACCAGACCAGAAACAAUCCAGACAACCAUCAACAACCUCAAGCAGAUGAACGCUAAUGAAAUCUCUCCUGACAGAAGCAUCAACAUCUUCCACUGUCUGAUGGAGAUGAACGACCUCUCGGUGCAUCAGGAGAUCCAAGAGUUCCUGAAGUCAGAGAACAGAUCACAGAAGGAACUGUCUCUGAUCCACUGCUCAGCUCUGGCCCACAUGCUGCAGAUGUCAGAGGAGGUUCUGGAUGAGUUGGACCUGAACAAGUACAACACAUCAUUGGAGGGACGAUGGAGACUGAUCCCAGCUGUGAGCAACUGCAGAAAAGCUCUGAGCAGUGUGUAGGAUUUAGUGCCAUCAAGUGGUGACGAAAUGCAGCCGACUCCGUCCCCUUAUCACCUGACUCCAGUGUUGUGAGAUGGAGGACAAACUAAUAAGAGGCUUCAGCAGUCUGAGUUCCUGGUUGAGCUUCUGUGGAGGGACAGUAACUCAAAGAUGUGUCUGACUCAGACUCAGCUGAACUCUUCAAGUCAUUUCUGACAGUGUAGCUGUGUUAGGAAGAGACCACUUCACAGUCAGUGUGGACCACAGGAAGGAUGACUGCCACCAACUACUCCUUAUAUCUCCAUCUGACAUCUGACUGUUGGUUUAUGUCAAGAAAUGUGAAGCUCUCCUUUAACAUGAUUUAAUAACACAAACCUACUCAGCUACAAAGGACAGGGAGAUGAAGGUCAUGUAAACACUUCAACGAUGAAGAGGAUUUUGGUCCAACAUGUCUGAUUUGAUCUUUAUCUUCUAAUGACAGAUGUGACUGAGCUCAGCAGUGUGUUAUGAAUCUUUGUUGACACCAACAAGCUCAUUGAUUAGGACACAUCUGAUUGGAUUACCAAUGAUUUGAUCAACAUGA
Molecule: messenger RNA, 4369 nt
Organism: Toxotes jaculatrix (banded archerfish)
Lineage: Eukaryota; Metazoa; Chordata; Actinopteri; Toxotidae
Product: NACHT, LRR and PYD domains-containing protein 5-like
Exons: 6
Coding region: 1573-3807 (744 amino acids)
Molecular function (GO): protein binding
Source: RefSeq, a predicted model, not a curated record